Helianthus annuus (common sunflower) is the source of this 1938-nucleotide messenger RNA. Its product is annotated as conserved oligomeric Golgi complex subunit 8. Gene Ontology annotation, biological process: intra-Golgi vesicle-mediated transport. Bases 63 to 1796 code for a protein of 577 amino acids. The record is from RefSeq and is a predicted model, not a curated record. The transcript is spliced from 11 exons. NCBI's taxonomy places the organism in Eukaryota, Viridiplantae, Streptophyta, Magnoliopsida, Asterales, Asteraceae. Gene Ontology annotation, cellular component: COG complex.
GAGUACACAGAUCGAUCUCUUCCUGCUGCAAAUAGGAAAACACACGGAUCCAAAUCAACAACAUGGAGACCAUAACUCCAUCACCAUCGACCGACGACACGUCAGCAACAAUGGCGGAACUGCUGCCAUUAGCUUCCGUUUCUCAACAACCGUACGUCUCCGAACUCCUUUCCUUCACUCUCGAUCGCCUCCACAAGGAACCGGAGCUCCUCCGCGUCGAUGCCGACAGAAUUCGACGUCAGAUGCAGGAAGUUGCCGUCAAUAACUACCGCGCUUUCAUUUCCGCUGCCGAUGCUUUGGUUUCGAUCCGUAAUGAAGUCUCAUCCAUCGAUAAACACCUUGAAUCAUUGAUUGCAGAGGUUCCAAAACUAACAUCUGGCUGCUCUGAGUUCAUUGAUUCUGCAGAAAGUAUAUUGGAGAAGAGGAAGAUGAACCAAACACUGCUAGCAAACCAUAGUACUUUGCUUGACUUACUUGAAAUUCCUCAGCUUAUGGACACAUGUGUGAGGAAUGGAAAUUAUGAUGAAGCUCUAGACUUGGAAGCAUUUGUUAGCAAACUGUCGACAAUGCACCCAAAAUUACAAGUCAUUCAAGCCCUCGCUUCAGAAGUUCGACAAACUACCCAGUCUCUGCUCUCACAACUUCUCCAAAAACUAAGAUCGAAUAUUCAGUUACCAGAAUGUCUUCGUAUUAUUGGAUAUCUACGAAGAAUAGGAGUAUACAGUGAGUACGAAAUGCGCCUACAGUUCUUAAGAUGCAGAGAAUCAUGGUUAUCUGGAAUUCUCGAUGACCUAGAACAGAGAAACGCUUAUGAAUACUUAAAAGGGAUGGUAAACUGCCAUAGAAUGCAUCUUUUUGAUGUUGUCAACCAGUAUCGUGCCAUAUUUGCUGAUGAUACAUCAGGAAGCGAAGAGAAUUACGACGGUGGGCUUCUGUUCAGUUGGGCCAUGCAUCAGAUUUCCUCUCACCUUAAAACUCUCAAAAUCAUGCUCCCAAAGAUAACCGAAGGCGGUUCUCUAUCUAAUAUAUUAGAUCAGUGUAUGUAUUGCGCAAUGGGACUCGGUUGGGUCGGAUUGGAUUUUCGUGGCUUGCUUCCACCUCUCUUUGAAGAGGCUGUCCUGAACCUAUUUUCGAAGAAUAUGAGUACAGCAGUGGAGAAUUUUCAGUUGGUUUUGGAUUCUCACCGAUGGGUGCCACUGCCAGCAGUUGGCUUCUCAUCCAACAGCUUCGGUGAAGAAAGUCAGGAAGAUGUUACACCACCUCCAAAUUUAAUGGAGCAUCCACCGCUUGCUGUUUUCAUUAAUGGUGUAUCCGCUGCAAUGAACGAGCUACGGCCUUGUGCCCCAAUAAGUUUAAAACAUAUACUUGCUCAAGAAUUAGUGAAAGGGCUCCAGACCGUUUCGGAUUCAUUAUUGAGAUACAACACGACAAGGGUGCUUAGGGAAAAUGAAUCGGUUCUUUUCUUGUCUUUGUGUCGAGCAUUCAUAGAGGUGGCUUAUCCACAUUGUGCUACAUGCUUUGGACGUUGUUACCCUGGAGGAUCUUUACUUGUCACAGAUGGUAGUAACUUGUUUGAGGGGCUUACUCGUCUUUUGACAACAUCUUCGUCCAGACAAUUACCGAAAAGAGUUCAAAGUGCUGAGACAAAGAGUGUAUCAGAAAAUGGUAAUUCAACUGCAGUUGAAAAUGGAGGAGCAGUUGCAGAGGUUAAAGAAACAGAAAGUAGUAAGGUAGUUGAGGAAGACGAUGUGAACAACACAAGUUCUAUAACUCAAGAAAAGAAAAGUGAAGAAUAAACCGUAAAUGUUGUAGCUCAUCGAGUUUUUUUUUUUUCCCUCAAUAUAUCUGAUUUUAGAAUAAACAUUUUUAGUUGGGUGUUACUUGUGUUUAUUAUAAUAGAAUCAUAAAUGACUAACAGAAGUUAAUUAUAUCAUUAAA